This is a messenger RNA of Heteronotia binoei (common prickly gecko), 6282 nucleotides long. It is a transcript of the gene TBC1D5, whose product is annotated as TBC1 domain family member 5. The transcript is spliced from 23 exons. Bases 238 to 2715 code for a protein of 825 amino acids. Gene Ontology annotation, biological process: activation of GTPase activity. Gene Ontology annotation, molecular function: GTPase activator activity. The record is from RefSeq and is a predicted model, not a curated record. NCBI's taxonomy places the organism in Eukaryota, Metazoa, Chordata, Lepidosauria, Squamata, Gekkonidae.
ACAGUUCUCCUUCCCCUUUUCCCCGCCGCCGGGCUUCCUGCCCUUUCGCGGUUCGGUGGCCUCUCUGCUCGAGAGAGGGACGCAGGCGGGGAGGAGGGAGGCUGACCCACCUCUCCCAAGUGCCAUUGCACCCACCGCAGCAGCAAAACUUCUGAAGGUUUGGGGAAGAUAGAAAACUACCAAGGAGUACGUUAGCAGUAUAGUAAUUUUCACUGAUUGAACUUUACAAGUGCCAAUAUGUAUCAUUCCUUUUCUGAAACAAGACAUCCUUUGCAGACAGAAGAACAAGAAAUCGGCAUUGAUCCCUUGCAGAGCUUUGUGAACAAGCCUGAAGAUGAUGUGUCAAAUGAAAAUGGAAGUAUUCAUCACAGUUCAGAUUCUGAUGGAACUUUUCUUUCCUAUAGUAAAGAAUGGGAAGAAUUAUUUGUAAACAACAAUUACUUGGCAACAAUACGGCUGAAGGGGAUUAAUGGGCAGCUGAGAAGCAGCAGGUUCCGUAGUGUUUGCUGGAAGCUAUUUCUGAAUGUUCUGCCUCCUGAUAGAAGUCAAUGGAUCAGCAAAACAACAAAAUUAAGAACACAGUAUAACAAGAUUAAAGAAAUACAUAUUACAAAUCCCAGGAAAGCUGGACAGCAAGACUUGAUGAUCAACAACCCACUUUCACAGGAUGAAGGGAGUCUCUGGAACAAGUUUUUUCAAGACAAAGAACUGAGAGGAAUGAUUGAACAAGAUGUGACAAGAACGUUUCCUGAAAUGCAGUAUUUUCAGCAAGAGAAUGUGAGAAAGAUCCUUACAGAUGUUCUCUUUUGUUAUGCUCGGGAAAAUGAGCAGUUACUUUAUAAACAGGGCAUGCAUGAACUCUUAGCACCUAUUGUAUUCAUUCUUCAUUGCGACCACCAAGCUUUUCUACAUGCAAAUGAAGCUGCACAACCAAGUGAAGAAAUGAAAGUUCUCUUGAACCCUGAAUACCUAGAGCAUGAUGCCUAUGCCAUGUUUAUCCAUCUUAUGAAAACGGCAGGACACUGGUUUUCAACCUAUGAACAUGAUGGUCAAAAGGAGAAAGACACAAUGAUGACAUCUAUCCCGUUUGCCAGACCACAAGAUUUAGGUCCAUCAAUUGCUAUUGUAGCAAAAGUAAACCAGAUUCAAGAUCAUUUGUUAAAGAAGCAUGAUACAGAACUCUACAUGCAUUUGAACAGGCUAGAGAUUGCUCCACAGAUUUAUGGACUGCGAUGGGUAAGACUUCUCUUUGGACGAGAAUUUCCCCUUCAAGAUCUUCUUGUUAUCUGGGAUGCAUUGUUUGCUGACAGCAUCACCCUGGACUUAGUUGACUACGUUUUCUUAUCUAUGUUGCUAUACAUUAGAGAUGCCUUGAUAUCAAGUAAUUAUCAGACCUGUUUGGGACUUUUGAUGCAUUAUCCACCUAUUGGAGAUGUACACUCACUCAUCUUGAGAGCUCUUUUUCUCAGAGACCCGAAGAGAAACCCAAGACCAGUGAUUUACCAAUUCCGACAAAAUUUAGAUUAUUACAAAGCGUGUGGAGCAGACUUGAUGAAUAAAACUCGUGUUGGUGCUAAGGUUGCACCACUGAACAUAAAUAAAGUUUCCAAUAGUUUACUAAAUUUUGGCCGAAAGCUGAUUUCCCCAGCCUUGGUUCCAGGGAGCACUACAGUGCCAGUUGCAGGUAGCAGCAGCUUUCCUUCUUCUUCUGCAGUUCCUAUUAGGAGUGCAAUGGACCUCCCACAACAACAGCAGCAACAGCAAAGAAUGAUGAAAUCUGAAAGUAUGCCAGUUCAACUAAAUAAAGGAGAUAUAGUUACAGGCAGUGAUGCCCAAGGGUUGGUUCCUGUCCAGAACCUAAGUGCUGUCCAAGCCACAGUUGCUACAGCAACUCAUGGACAGGGUUCAAAACACGUUAGCUCUUCUCCAAGCAUUGAAAGUUUGUCUGGAGGACGGGAAUACACAGGGUCCCCACCUUUGUCAGCAGCCAAGAAAGAGUCUUUUUUCAGCACUAUUUCCCAUUCUCGCUCUCAAAGUAGAAGCAUGAGCAAAAAGGAGUCUGAAGAAGAACUGGAGACCCAAAUUUCAUUUCUCCAAGGACAACUGAAUGAAUUGGAGGCCAUGUGCAAGUACUGUGCAAAGAUGAUGAACACACAUCUGGGAAAUAUCCAGGAUGUCAUACUGCAGGAGCACUUGGAGAAAGAAGAUGAGAUUUUGGUUUCCCUGGCUGCAUUAAAGCAGAUCAAGGAUAUUCUGAAAGGUUCCCUGCGUUUCAAUCAGAGCCAGUUGGAGGCGGAGGAGAAUGAACAGAUCACAAUAGAAGAUGAUCAUUACUGUUCCAGCAAUCAGAGCAAGGGGGCAGGUGAUUCUGCUAAGGAGCUUUCUGUCACAAAGCAGCCCCUCCCGCCAGUGGAGAAGGAUGUUUCUGACACAAGCAGAAGCUCUGACAACAAGCACAGCGAUGACUAUAUCCUAGUUUCCAAGGAAGAGGAAGUAAAUGUUAGCAAUGCUCUUGAGCGUGUGCAGACUGUGCCACCAUGCAAGGAAGCAAUGACUAAGAGUGAGGUUCCAUCUCGCUCUUCUUUAGCCUUUUCAGACCCACUGAUGGGUUCCAUGUCUGCCUCUUCUAGCAACCUCAGUUCCAGCCCUGAUGAUGACAGCAGCAACAACAGCAAGGAUUCUGACUUUACUAUUGUGAGCCCCCUGGAAAUUUAAGUACAUCUUCAGAAAAAGUCUAUGAUGAGAGUUAUGACUUCUCAGCUCAUCUGCUGAUGGUUCCACAGGAUUUGUGGACUCUGAAUCAAGGGUGACUCCAGAUUCAUACAGCCUAAAUAUUCAGUCAAAGCCAGAUGUGGUAAAGGCUAUCCAUUGCAUUAUUUUAGAAGAGAAAAUUUUUAAAGUAGGUUGUCAUGAUUGCCUUUAAUACAUGUACAUCUUAAUAUCAAAGACCUACUGUAUGACUACAGGUACUUGCAAGUUUACUUUGAUUGUAGCAUCCUGGAAUAUUGAAGUAAUAAUUUGUAGUCCCUCAUCACGGGGCAACAGAUAACAUGUGAUCAGAUGAGGUUGACAGAUCUUGCCCAAAUAUGAGGAAAACAUACCAGAGGAAACCAGAUAGUACUACAUUAUUUCAUCUCAAGAAAGAGUAAGAUACUCCUUCUAAAAUAUGACAGAAAGCAAGUAAGGUACAUUUUUAAAGGGAUUCAGAUAAAUCUCCUGACCGUAAGACAAGUGCUGAGGCAAACUGAACUUACACAUGGUAGGAAAAACAGAUCAAUAUUAAUAUCAGGUAAACCAAAAGCAAUCUUGUAAGGUAAUAUGAAUUAAUUGUACAUCAAACUCCUUGAAGUACUUAAGGAGCCGCUCAGUACACGCUUGAUUCCCAGCAUUUUUACAGACAGCGAGUUUAAUUAUAGCCCAAAAUAUAUUAUGAUAGCUGUUUCAGGGCCACCAGAGUUUCCUCAGUCCUUACUGAAAGAGUUUCCUGUUGUGCUUUUGGUUUUUAAAUGCACACAAUCUCCACAGUAUUCCCACCAAGGGCAAUACAAUUCCCAGUACUUUUACUUUCAUUGAUGUCGCAUUUCACUGAAGAGCCAGUUUCUCUCAGUAUUGGGGCAGGCUAAAAUAUUUCAGGAAGCGGUUUAUUCUGUGACAAGGCAAAAUCCAAGGUGAAUUAAUAUUCCAGUAGUACCCAGCACUAAUUCAAACUGAAUAACACUUAACAGAGCGGUGCUAAUGCACCUUUCUAGUUCUUAGAAACUGUGUUCAAAGUAGUUUUUGCUCUGAGUAUCUCCCCGCCCCCACUGCUUAUGAGAAUAACCAGAUGAUAACUUCACUGAAGAGCAGCAAUUCUGAACUAUAUCAAGGCACACUCUCCCUUUGCAUUAGCUCUCCCUCUUUUCAGAGGCAGCAACAGUGCAAAACUGUAUAGCAAGCAUUGCCCUAGAUUAUGCUGACUGACUUCCCUGGCUCCAAGGAAAGAAUCUGGGUCUGUUGAAAAGGAGAUUAAUUGGCCCAAAUCGUUGCCCUGUUGAGAGCUUUCACCUUAUCAUGGAACUGGUGCCAAGCCGCAUAAAUUCGAAACUGCUUUUGGCUUGCAGGUUGGACACUGUAGAGCUAUGAGAGGAAAUGGGCCCUUAUAACACAUUGCAUUGCCUACCUCCUCAUUUUGGAAUAUAAAUAUACCUUGAGAAGAUUCCUCCAAGUCUAGUCAAGAGAAGGGGUCAAUGACUCCAUUUUGUCAGCCUCUAAAAAGACCUAAUUAGCAGUUUAAUUUGUUUUUCUGCCACACUCAGAAAUGACAGUCUCUCAUACAUGAAAUGGGUAGCACAUUAGGAAAGACUUUUUACCAAGGAUUUUGUACUUCAUUUUCUCCAGGCGCCUUGUUUGGGACCAGGGGGUGGGGGGUGGAAUUGUCUGUAUUAAUGCAGCCUUUUUUUUGAGCCCUGUUCUAUAGAAAAGAUGGCCACAAAAGGUACAAGUAAGGAGCUAGUGCUCCAUGGGUUUUUUUCUCAACUGAGCACACUCAGAAAAAACCAUAACAGUGUAAUGCAAUUGCAGGGUAAGUGAUAGGCCAUGAAGACGUUAAUGAUGAUUAAUAGUAAUUGUAACUUGCAUUAAGGAUACUUCUGCCCACCCAUCUGCAGCAUGAGUCAUGCUGAACCAAACUGCAGCCUGAUCCCACAGCACCAAAGAAUCUGUUUUCAAACAGCUCUCCUGAGAAUACAAUUCUAGUUUCUUCAUGCACAGUAUUGACUGCUGCAGAUCAGGUGGUAUUUUGGUGGGAGGGAGAGAGAGGAAUAAGCAGUGUAAAAUCCGUAAUAGCACUCUGCCAUGAAGAAAAUGGAACAAUGUGUUUGGUGAAUUGGCUCUCCCAGAACUAAGUGGUGUUCUCAGAAUUCAAUUGGGGCUGAAAUGCCAUGGUUCUUUUUUGUUAGUUUUGAAUCCAUUAAUGUCCUGGGCAAAAGACAGAUAAUUGCUAUUGCAUGAUGGCAGGUUCAGGAUGACAUAUUCAGACACAGCUGAAUUAAUUCUUCAAUCAAAAAUGCCCCUGUCCCUUGCAAAAGUGAAAGUAACACUGAGGUGUUUUGCAUACAGCUAAACCAAGUGCCCAGUUUAUAUUAUGUGUAGAACUGUUGAUUGGCUAUGGAACUGGUUGCAAGAAUUAAACAUGCUGUGGUUAUGCAAUAUUUCUGUGCUGGCUUAAACCUGGCAUUCCCCCUCAUUUGAACUUUCACAGUAAAACCACCUCAGGAUGCUGCCUUAUAGUCUGUAUACAGUACUAUUUAAUUUCCUUGACUCUUUAAGAAUGACAAGAGAGAGGAUUACAUGGCUGAUGAUUAAUUUUGAUCUUUUAAACUGUUACUAAACGUAUUCCUUUCUGCCUAGAUUUAUUGCUACGAUGGCACAGGGACAAAUGCCAUUAGGAGCAGAUUGCUAUUUAAAAGUGCAGAUCAUAUUUCAUGAGAUUUUUUUUGGGGGGGGGGGGGAGGAUUAUUGAAUAUGUUUUGUCUUUUUUUGUAUGUUUGACUUUUUGCUGAAUACUGAUUUCAGGGAUUUUUUUGCCACAACACUCUCAGUGCCAUAGAACAAUGCAAUUUCUAUAGAAAAAUAGAUUUUUUCUAUUCAUUAAUAUUGUAUGUUUGAAAUACAGCUGAUUUUUUUUUUAAUCUUGAGGGGAUCUUUUUUCACAAUUUGGUAUAAUUAGCAUAUCUUUACUUUCUCGAUGCCUGUAUCCGAGUGCUUUAAAGUGAUGGAGACAAAGGAAACCUUAGUAAGUCCAUUAGAGGAGUCCAUUUUGGUGUUAUCAUGUCCCACUGUGUCUCAAAAUUUCAGUUAGACCGAAGUUUGCUGUUUGAUAGUACUGGAAGUGUUUGGCUUUUGUAUACAUAUAGUAAAACCCCAUUGCCUCCAUUAGGUUUAUACUAGGAGGGCAGUUUCUACUUUAAGAUUCCAGUUUAUUCUCGCUUCUAAAGGUAACCUGCUGAUAUUGUUCAUGGAUAAUAUUAAUCUGAUAGAAAAUAAUACACGGCAUAAACUGCUGAUUAGUGCUAAUGUAUGGGACAUUGUUCUACCUGUUAGAGGAGCAUUGGAUUCUUUUUACACUUUUUGCAUCUAUACCAUCUAUGAUUGUUUCAAGUCUUUUGCAUGUAAUGUUGAUCACGUUACUGCAGAAUGCUGAUGACCAAGUAUUGACUGUGUGCUCUUGUAGCUUUGGAGAUGCUUAUCUUUCCUCUAGAAGAAUAUCCGGCUUCUUUUAUUAAAGAAAGAACAUGCAAACUA